AUGGCUUCUAGACAAUCGCAGAGAAGACUAACCAAAGAGUACAAAGCUAUUCAGGCAAACCCACCUCCAUACAUUGAAGCUAAGCCCAAUGACGAAAACAUCUUGGAGUGGCACUACGUAAUAACAGGCCCUCCCAACACUCCAUUCGAAGAUGGCCAGUACCACGGCAUGUUACGUUUCCCUAACGAGUACCCCUUUAAGCCACCCUCGAUUUCGAUGGUGACACCUAAUGGCAGAUUUUCCUGCAAUACGAGGUUGUGUUUAUCGAUGAGUGAUUACCAUCCUGAUACCUGGAACCCAGCCUGGAGUGUGGCUACAAUUUUGACCGGGCUCUUGAGUUUCAUGACGGGAGACGAAAGCACUACUGGAUCUAUUAAUACAAGCGAAAAUGUCAAGCGUCGCUUAGCCAGAGAAAGUUUACAAUGGAACAUCAAAGAGAACCAGCGGUUUAUCAAGCAGUUUCCUGAUUUGGUCAAACAGAACAAGACCAAUAUUGAAAUCCAGAAACAGAAACAGGACCAGGAAGAAAAAAGUGCCCAGACUCUCAAUGCGCAUUUAGACAACGAGCAGCCCAUUGAUGUGCACAAGAACCUUGACUUGUUAGACCCAGAAGAUAGAGCCAGGUUGUUGGUGGAGCAGGAGAAAGCGAACCCUGUUCAGAACAGUUUUGGGCUCAUAGUAGGAGUAGUAGCGGCAGCUUUCUUGGCAGCCUUCUUCAGCUUUAUUAGGAGUGGUUAG
Scheffersomyces stipitis CBS 6054 is the source of this 738-nucleotide messenger RNA. RefSeq names its product E2 ubiquitin-conjugating protein. The transcript has a single exon. Lineage: Eukaryota; Fungi; Ascomycota; Pichiomycetes; Serinales; Debaryomycetaceae. The record is from RefSeq and is a predicted model, not a curated record. Bases 1 to 738 code for a protein of 245 amino acids.